Molecule: messenger RNA, 2257 nt
Organism: Electrophorus electricus (electric eel)
Lineage: Eukaryota; Metazoa; Chordata; Actinopteri; Gymnotiformes; Gymnotidae
Gene: mrpl13
Product: mitochondrial ribosomal protein L13
Biological process (GO): negative regulation of translation; translation
Cellular component (GO): mitochondrial large ribosomal subunit; ribosome
Molecular function (GO): structural constituent of ribosome; mRNA binding
Source: RefSeq, a predicted model, not a curated record
CGACUCUCAGGAAGUAAAGCGUUGCUGGACCAGAAAAGCCCAAUCGGGGUCAAAUGUAGCUACCUACCUACCUAGCUAGUUAACAUGUCUAGCUUUUCCAGAUCUGCCCAGCAGUGGGCAACCUUUGGCAGGUCCUGGUACUUAAUAGACGCCCGAAUGCAGCCUCCGGGAAAGAUUGCCGUAAUGUGCUCCGUACGUCUUCAAGGGAAGCAUAAGCCGAUCUACCACGCAUUAAGUGACAUUGGAGACCACGUGGUGGUCAUGAACACCAGACAUAUAGUCUUCUCAGGAAACAAAUGGGAACAAAAAGUCUACUCAUCGCACUCGGGCUACCCGGGUGGAUUCAAACAGCUCACAGCAGUCCAGAUGCAUCAAAAAGACCCCACUGCCAUCGUAAAGCUGGCCGUGUACGGGAUGCUCCCCAAGAAUCUCCAUCGGAGGACCAUGAUGCAGAGGCUGCAUCUUUUCACAGAUGACGUGCUUCCGGACGACGUGUUGCGGAACCUGACCGAGCAGCUGCCACAGCCGCGCGUCAUCCCGCGCAAACUCAGCGAGUACACACAGGAGGAGUGCGACGCCUUCCCCAGGCUCUGGACCACGCCAGAGGACUACAGGAUGGAGUGACCUCAUAACAGAGUCCAGGGUCUGUGACUGGUGAACAUCAAUUAUGUGUUUGGGGGGGUGUUCAUUUGAAAUAAAUGUCUUAAAAUGUAAAAAAAAAAAAAGACAAAGCAGCCUUUUUUUUAUCAGAUCAUAUGAUAAAGACUGCAGACACAUUUCUUAAAUACUUUUACUAUGUGCUUAUCCGGUCAUCAGUUUAGCCGUGGAGAAGGGCUUUUGGGAGCCCUGUUAAUUCAGCAAAGACCGUAAGUAGUAUUGGAGUGCGGAUUCUUUGGCCGGUGCCUUUUGCCACAAAUGGUUUUUACAGACCUGUCUGAAGGCUGAUUCCAGUCUAAAUCAACCCGGGGUUCGGCCUCCGUUGGCGUCAUAUGCGUGUGUGUGGGCUUUGUGUUGUGCCACUUUCCUCUUUGAAGUGUACUAAACACUAAAAUAUUCUGCCGGUUAUAAACAUAAAGCAUCCUUGUUAGCUGCAGUCUGCUUUGUGAGGGUCAGAAAGUCGGUGUGGCAGGCUUGAAGAGGAGCCACGGACGGCUGUGUACACCAUUUGAAGUGCUUGUUUUGAAGCAGGAUACGUGCAUUUGCACAACAACCAUCUUGCAUGUCAGCAGUAAUGAUUUCUCAUGUCUGAGCUGUCAGAUUCUUUUCUGUCUGCUUAGCCUUAUGGGCUUUUAAUGCACAGAAAAUUACAUAAAACGCUAACAAAGAUCACAGAAGAUAUCGCGUUCUUACAGUUUUAUUGGUUACAAAACAAAGUAAAAAUAAAUAAUUUUUCAGAUUCAAAGGUUUGGUAGUGAGCCGUUCCGCCGGCACCUUGCUCAGCGUAAGGUUUGAGUCAUUGUAAAAUGACAUUAGACCAUAGGCCUAACUAUUCUGCACUCAUCCACAGUGAAAGGGCCCAAAGGACAACCACAUACACAAAGAGACAGGAAAUGACUUUACAAAAUCUGAGCUCAUGUAUUUAAUUUUUUAAAAAAAAGCUAAAUAGUUCCAGAGCCCUUACUGAAUCUCCACAUAUUGCAUGACAUGCAGUCUUACAAGACCAAAUCCACAGGAAAUUCACAUUUCAGACAAUAUGGGUUAUUAGUGGGUUUUUAGAGGAAUAUCAGUGGCAAUGUAAGAUUUGGUUCAAUAAAUUCCAAAUUGCAAAAUUGUUCGGUAUUGUCAAGGAUUCAGCUUUCUAUAAAUAAAUGCAAGUGAAGCUUUCCUGGAGGUAUUUUCUUACAAAUAUACCUAAGAGAGGUCAAUUUUAUGGAAACAGGAAUUUCAAAGCAUGGACAUCAACAUGGAAGCACUGAAAUUCAAUCUCUAUUUUUAAAAACAGCUACACAAACUAUACAAAUGCAGUCUACUGAAAUGGUGUUUCCCCAAAAGAUGCUGACUACACCAAAUACAAAACCCACUGCUUUCGUUGAGUUUUCUUGCGUUCUCAAAUAACUUCAUGCAAUUUCACAAAGAAAUGAAACUCAUUAGAGGUAUGUGGGCACAGUUUCAAUUUCCUGCUCUCCAUACCCCUGCCCUCCCCAAAAUGCGUACAUCAGGCACUUCCAAAGAUAUCUUGCUUAACCCAAACCCACAGGCGGCUGUUCCAGAAGGGCAGGUGUAUUUGUGGGGCUAUGAGUGCAGGUACUCGGCCGGC